Kalmanozyma brasiliensis GHG001 is the source of this 480-nucleotide messenger RNA. RefSeq lists its product as uncharacterized. NCBI's taxonomy places the organism in Eukaryota, Fungi, Basidiomycota, Ustilaginomycetes, Ustilaginales. The transcript has a single exon. The record is from RefSeq and is a predicted model, not a curated record. The coding region runs from base 1 to 480 and encodes 159 amino acids.
AUGAGACCGCAAUCACAUCGCGCGGCGCCCGUCGCUCUCACCACCGUCUUCAUCUUCACGGCCUCCGCCCUGGCAGCGUCGCCGCAGCGACCAUCGAUCGGCCGUCUAGCGAGGCUAAAGAUGGAAGACCAGCCCGCGCCGCCAUCCACCUCCGACUCGGACGAGAUGAGCGAUCUAGACCCGGACGUGGAGGUUUACGUCCGGCCACAGCCCGUCGCCCUCACAUCGUCUCAAAAGAAGGACCUCGCCUUCGCAUCGUUGGUGGCCGAGUACGGUCAGGAUCCGCAGAUUUCGCGACGCAUGCGCACCGACGACCUGCGCGCCGUCGGCUACGUGCUGCUCAUCGCAAUACUUGCGUUGAUGCUGUGUAGGAAGGCGAUACGAAGGCAAUGGAGGACGGUCCUGGAACAGAGGGCCCAGUUGAAGGGCGUGGAUCUCGAGAUCAGUGCGAGCGCGCCCGUCAUGCGGAUGAAGGAGUGA